Molecule: messenger RNA, 2034 nt
Organism: Parascedosporium putredinis
Lineage: Eukaryota; Fungi; Ascomycota; Sordariomycetes; Microascales; Microascaceae
Source: the annotation of a GenBank genome assembly
AUGAACGACCCCAACCCCGACACGCCCUCAACCGAGCCGGCCGACGCUACGGGCUUAAGCCACCGAUCCACUCCCGACGCGGGGCCCUCUCCCUCACCCCAGGCCGCCGAUGUCUCCUCUCUCUCUGUACCCCCGACGCCUUCCUGGCCCGAGCCUCUGACACCUUCGCGGGUAGGAUUCAUUCCCCUCGUCACCGUCGUCGACUUUCACCAUGCGAGGGGCCCCGAAGUCGAGGCUUGGUUUGGGGCCGCUGAAGGCUCCGACCCCGCCGUCGACUAUAACUGGCCUCUGUUGCCCUUUAUGGCCCUGAGUGAUGGCGCACAUGCAUCCGAAGAAGACUUCUCCUACUUCACCCUCCUCCGACCCGAGUCUCCGGCCGGCCCGGCUACCUCUCUGUUCGGCAUCGCCUGCACUCGUCAGCUCGAUUCGUCUCAGCUCAUCAACCGCCCUGCCGAUGUUACCCGCUCCACCGUGCAAAAGGCUGUCGUCAUCAUCGCCGACAGCCCCCAGGCUUUCGGUAUGCUACGAGAACGCCUCAGCAUCGUCACCAAGGCGUGGUUCGCCCAGCGCGAGUUUACCGACGUCGAGAUCCUCAAGGGCUUUCAGGAGAGUUUGGCCGACGAGAAGAGACGCGGCCUUAUGAAGGCCGAGGAGGAGAAUAAUGACCAUAAUCUUGGCAUGAGCCUGCGAGAGCUUGUGCACGAGUUUAAGUGGCAGUCACUUGUCUUGCUCAAGGCGUGCCUACUACAACGAAAGGACUGUGCCGACCCGGAGCUCAACGAGUAUGAAAAGAACCUGACGCCGCCCACGAGCUUACGAACGAGCGAUAGGGCUUCUCUUCUCCAGUAUAUGGGUCUACCCCUCCAGAUAUUUGGCAAGGGGAGCCUGUUUGGCCCGUAUACACCUCUCCAGCAGCUCGACAUCCUUGCCGACUUUGGAACCAAGUCGUACAUUGUCGGCAGCACAAACUCUCUCCUCCUCCAGCAAAAAGAUCGGUACAGCGAUAUCCUCAUCAACCUCGACGAGAGCACCAUCAACAUCUCGUCUCCUUCACUCAGAUCAGCCCUCGCUCUCACCGCCUCGGAUAGGCGGUGGAUAGAUUACCUCACCCAAGAGGUCAACGAGACCUGGGAUGAAGCCAACCCUAGCAGGCCCACGACACUACGCUACGUCGGGAGCGAAGAGUUUAUCCGCCUGCAGUUUGAGGAGUACAUUCUGGCCCUCAUCGCUUCGGUCAAGUACCACAACUACAUCAAGAAGAGCCCCGACGACUUUAGAGUCCUACUACCCCAUAUUGAGGGCGACCCCGCCAUCGACUUUGGCACCGAGGGGCUCACUAUCGACGAUGUCCAGAGGCGGAUAGCCGAGCAAGUCAAGGAGCUUCACCUCGACGAACGAUUUGCCCAGGGGAGGGAGGCCUUGGAGCGGAAUCUGGCUUUCGGGCGUGACAAGGCCUCCACCAUGUUCAACAAGAUUUACGCUGACAUGGAGGCCUUCCGCGAGACCCAGCGCAAGAAGGCCGAGGAGGCCAAAACACUCCAGGGAAACGAGCGGAUGACGGGAGCGGGCCAGCAGGGAGCCUUUACCGGAGUCGAUCUUACCAAGGCCCAAGCCACGAUGCAGUCUGUCGGGUCCAAGGCGGGCGCCUACGUAAGCAGCUGGGCGACAUGGGCCGGCGAGAAGCGCAAGACGGGCUGGGGAAAGCAGGGCUGGGGCCUCGGCGGCGGCGGAAGCAAGGGUAAGACCCCGGAUGAGGAUAAUGGACUGCUGGGCUCUCCUGUCGUCGAGGAGAAGGGAUACCAAAUGCUCGGCUCUCGGAAUGGGGCCGGCUCGAGGCUGUCGGGAAGCUCGACGGCGUCGGAGGACAACUACAACGACAGAGGUGACCUGGACCGCAGGGCACCCAAUGGCAACGGUGGAAUGUCGGUGACGCAGGAGGGCUUUGUAGCCGUCGAGACACCCGGAUCUCUGGCGAAGCGCCCGGCGGGCGCGCCGGUGCAGAUCAAAGACGACGCAAACAGCGACAAGCUGUAA